AUGCUGCUGUGGGUGUCACUGCUGGUCCUGGCUCCUGUCAGUGGACAGUUUGCAACUGAACCAAAGUCUGUAAUUUUCCUCCAUCCUCCAUGGACCACUGUCUUCCAAGGAGAGAAUGUGACACUGACUUGCAAAACAAUUCACUUCGAUGCAUCAGAGAAAAUAAAAUGGUACCAUCAGUAUCUUCUGGAAGAAAUACAAAGUGAAACCUCAGGAAACACCCAUGAGGUCCAUGAAUCUGGAGAUUACAGAUGCCAGGCCCAGGACUCACUCCUGAGUAAUCGUGUGAGCUUGCUCUUUUCUCCAGCCAACCUGAUCCUGCAGGCUCCACUUGAUGUGUUUGAAAAAGAAUCUGUGAUUCUGAGAUGCCGAGCAAAGGCAAACACAGUACUGAAUACUAUAAAGCUGUACAAGAAUGGAAAAGUCCUGGAAGUCCUUGAAAAAUCCUCUGACUUCCAUAUUCAUCAGGCAAGUCUGAAGGACAAUGGCAAAUAUCACUGUGUUGGAGUUAAGGAAGAUGAUCGGUUGGUUUUUUCAAACUCGGUCAAAAUCGAAGUCCAAGAGCUGUUUCCAAGUCCUGUGCUGAGAGCCAGCUCCACCCAGCCCACCGAAGGAGGAGCAGUGACUCUGACCUGUGAGACCCAGCUCUCUCCACAGAGGCCAGAUGUCCAGCUCCAGUUCCACUUCUUCAGAGACAGACAGUCCCUGGGGUCAGGCUGGAGAAGCUCCCCAGAAUUCUGGAUCCCCACCAUAUGGAGAGAAGACUCAGGGUCUUACUGGUGCCAGGCACAGAGCAUGACUCCCUCUGUCCAGAAACAGAGCCAGAGAUUACACAUACAGGUGAAAAAUGUUGUUCCUGACGUCCGUAUAUACCCUCGCCCAAAGUUGGUGUUUGAAGGGCAGGAGCUGGUGCUCAUCUGCUCAGUAAAUGGAGUUCCAGGGCCCAUCACAAUUUCUUGGUACAGAAAAUUCAAAAAGCCGAGGACAGAAAGAAAGCUUCACACUUACUCAAAAACAGAAUUCAAGAUCCCUGUGGUGAAAAACAGUCAUGAUGGAGAGUAUUACUGUAUUGCCAGCAAUAGUCGCUCCUCCUUCCGCAGUGACCCAGUGACCAUCAAUGUGAAAGUCCCCGUGUCUCAACCUGUCCUCACCCUCAACCCUCCUGGGACCCGGACUCUUGUGGGAGAUGAGGUGAGCUUUGACUGUGAAGCUCAGAGAGGUUCUCUGCCCAUCUGGUAUCAGUUUUUUCGUGAAGGUGUGCUGCUCAUGAAGAUAGAAACUACUUUAUGGAGAACAACGUCCUAUAGAUUCUCUCUGACUGCAGAGCAUUCUGGGAACUACUACUGCACAGCUGACAAUGGCCUUGGCCCCCAGAGCAGUGAGACCCUGAGACUCUCUGUCACCGCAUUGACUGCCUUGGACUUCUGGAUCCUGGUAUCAACUAACUCAUUUUUGCUUUCAGUUCCAGUAUCUCGCCCUGUCCUCACCCUCAGGGUUCCCAGGGCCCAGGCUGUGGUGGGGGACGUGAUGGAGCUUCACUGUGAGGCCUGGAGAGGCUCUCCCCCGAUCCUGUACCAGUUUUAUCAUGAGAAUGUCAGCCUGGGGAGCAGCUCAAGCCCCUCUGGUAGGGGAGCUUCCUUCAACCUCCUUCUGACGGCAGAGCAUUCUGGGAACUACUUCUGUGAGGCCAACAAUAGCCAGGGGGUCCAGCGCAGUAACACAGUGUCACUCAGUGUCAGAGUUCCAGUGUCUCAUCCUGUCCUCACCCUCAGGGCUUCCAGGGCCCAGGCUGUGGUGGGGGACAUGGUAGAGCUUCACUGUGAGGCCCAGAGAGGCUCUCCCCCGAUCCUGUACCAGUUUUAUCAUGAGGAUGUCGCCGUGGGGAGCAGCUCAGCUCCCUUGGGAGGAGGAGCAUCCUUCAACCUCUCUCUGACCAUGAAACAUUCUGGAAACUACUCCUGUAAGGCUGACAAUGGCCUUGGGGUCCAGCAUAGUGAGGUGAUGUUACUCAGUGUCAUAGUUCCAGUGUCUCACCCUAUCCUCACCCUCAGGACCCCCAGGGCCCAGGCUGUGGUGGGGGAUGUGGUGGAGCUUCAUUGUCAGGCCCAGAGAGGCUCUCCCCCGAUCUUGUACCAGUUUUAUCACAAGAAUGUCACCCUGGAGAGCAGCAUAUCCCACUCUGGACAAGGAGUGUCCCUCAACCUCUCACUGACUGCAAAUCAUUCUGGAACCUACUCCUGUGAGGCCAACAAUGGCCUGGGUCCCCAGUGCAGUGAGGCAGUGACACUUUCCAUCACAGGGCUGACAGGGAGCAGAAGUGGCCCUGUUGCCACCGGUGUCACCGGGGGGCUGCUCAGCAUGAUGGGUCUCGCUGCCGUGGCACUGUUGUUCUACUGCUGGCUCCCGAGGAAAGCAGGAGGAAAGCCUACAUUUGACUCCUCCAGGAACCCAUCAGCUUCAGACCCCCAAGAGCCCACCUACUACAAUGUACCAAGCUGGAUAGAACUGCAACCAGUGUACAGCAAUGUAAAUCCUAACGGAGGAGAUGUGGUGUACUCGGAAGUCCGGAGCGUGAAGGCGGAGAACAAACAGGCAGCAGCCUCUGACCCAGAGCUUCUCAAGAACACGCCCCUAAGCCCCAGCUCUUGGUUGCAUCCACUCCUCACAGAUGAGUCCAUGCAGCCCGACUGCUGUCUCAGCCUCUGCACCCAAAGCCACCCUUGGGGGAGAAGGGACAUCAAAGUGGGAAGAUUUAAACCACCCAAGGCCACACCCAGCAACCUGUGCAUCAAGUGCCCACACCCUAGUCUGAACAGAACACAGGGCCCCACAGGACUCCCACCUAUUUCCAAAGUGACAGCCCUGGCCCAGUGGUCUUUUUCUUAA
This is a messenger RNA of Balaenoptera acutorostrata (minke whale), 2886 nucleotides long. RefSeq names its product Fc receptor like 5 (gene FCRL5). NCBI's taxonomy places the organism in Eukaryota, Metazoa, Chordata, Mammalia, Artiodactyla, Balaenopteridae. Gene Ontology annotation, biological process: cell surface receptor signaling pathway. Gene Ontology annotation, molecular function: transmembrane signaling receptor activity. The record is from RefSeq and is a predicted model, not a curated record.